AUGGCGUCAAAGCGAAAGGCGUCUGCGAUGCACGCCACGGUGGCGGAAGAGCCCGUCGAUCCGUCCGAUGAGCUCAUGUUUCUCUGCCUCGGAGGAGGCAACGAAGUCGGGCGGUCAUGCCACAUCGUACAGUACAAGGGCAAGACGGUCAUGCUCGACGCCGGCCAGCAUCCCGCCUACAAUGGUCUUGCGGCGCUUCCGUUCUACGACGACUUCGAUCUCAGCACCGUCGACGUGCUGCUCAUCAGCCACUUUCACGUCGACCAUGCGGCCUCGUUGCCAUACGUCCUCUCCAAGACCAACUUCCGAGGCCGCGUCUUCAUGACGCACCCUACCAAGGCCAUCUAUAAGUGGCUUAUCCAAGACAGCGUCCGCGUCGGCAGCACCUCGUCCAACGCGACGGCGCAGCCUGUCUACACGGAACAGGAUCAUCUCAACACCUUUCCCCAGAUCGAGGCCAUCGACUACCACACCACCCAUACCAUCUCAUCCAUACGAAUCACCCCUUAUCCGGCCGGCCACGUCUUGGGAGCGGCCAUGUUUCUCAUCGAGAUUGCCGGCCUCAACAUCUUUUUCACCGGCGACUACUCGCGCGAGCAGGACAGACACCUAGUUUCUGCCGAGGUUCCCAAAGGCGUCAAGAUUGACGUCCUCAUCACCGAGUCCACGUACGGCAUCGCGUCCCACGUGCCUCGCCUGGAGCGCGAACAGGCUCUCAUGAAGUCCAUCACUGGAAUUCUUAACCGAGGCGGCCGCGCCCUCCUGCCGGUGUUUGCGCUCGGGCGAGCGCAGGAGCUGCUCCUCAUCUUGGACGAGUACUGGGGCAAGCAUCCCGAGUACCAGCGGUUCCCCAUCUACUAUGCCAGCAACCUGGCGAGGAAGUGCAUGAUUGUAUAUCAGACUUACGUCGGCGCCAUGAACGAUAACAUCAAGCGCCUCUUUCGCGAGCGCAUGGCUGAGGCCGAGGCGACGGGCGACGGAGCCGGCAAGGGCGGGCCCUGGGACUUCAAGUACAUCCGGUCCCUCAAGAACCUCGAUCGCUUCGACGACGUCGGUGGCUGCGUCAUGCUCGCAAGUCCCGGCAUGCUGCAGAGCGGCGUCAGCAGAGAGCUGUUUGAGCGAUGGGCGCCGAGCGAAAAGAACGGCGUCAUCAUCACCGGCUACAGCGUCGAGGGCACCAUGGCCAGGCAGAUUAUGCACGAGCCGGACCAGAUCCAGGCCGUCAUGUCACGCAACACGGCGGGGGCUCGCAGGGCGCCCGGCGGCGACUCGGAGAAGGUGCUUAUUCCGCGGCGAUGCAGUGUUGCCGAGUACUCAUUUGCCGCGCACGUUGAUGGCGUGGAGAACCGCGAGUUCAUUGAGGAAGUCUCGGCUCCGGUCGUGAUUCUUGUUCACGGCGAGCAGCAUAACAUGAUGCGUCUCAAGUCCAAGCUCCUGUCCCUCAAUGCAAACAAAACAGCAAAAGUAAAGGUCUACUCCCCGCGCAACUGCGAGGAACUACGUAUCCCCUUCAAGGCCGACAAGACGGCAAAGGUGGUCGGCAAGCUGGCCGCCGCCCCGCCGCCGGUCCAAAACGCCACCGAUUCGGCCGACGCGCCCCUCGUCACCGGCGUGCUCGUGCAAAACGACUUCAAGCUCUCUCUCAUGGCCCCGGAGGACCUGCGCGAGUACGCUGGCCUCAACACCACCACCAUCAUGUGCAAGCAGCGCUUGAGGCUCAGCGCCGCGGGUAUCGACCUCAUCAGGUGGGCGCUCGAGGGGACCUUUGGAGCCGUCGAAGAGCUCCCCGAGAUGCGCAAUCUCAGUGGCUGCAACGCGGCCAACGGCGACACGGGCGACAAGAUCAUGGAGGACGCAGAGGGGAAGGACGAGGAAAAGCAAGAGGAACAGACGGAAGAGGUGGAAGCGGACGCGAAAAAGAGGGCGGUGGAAGCGGUCGACGAUGAAGUCUCGUCCCUCGUCGCCGCGUAUCUCGUCAUGGGCUGCAUCGCCGUCCGGUACCGCACCAACGGCGAGGUGGAGCUCGAGUGGGAAGGCAACAUGCUCAACGACAGCAUCGCGGACUCGGUCAUGGCCGUCCUCUUCUCCGUCGAGAGCUCCCCGGCCGCCGUCAAGCGCUCCUCGACCAACAGCAAACACACGCACGAGCACGGCCCCGCCGCGCCCACCGGCCGCAACCCGCACGCAAACUGCCCGCCCGCCGAGCGCCUCGAGCGCCUCUUCUGGUUCCUCGAGGCCCAGUUUGGCGCCGACAACGUCUCCCCCGUCGACACGCCCAAGCUGCCACCCGCCGCCGACGACAACGACAGCAUCGGCCCGAAGAAGGAGGAGGAUGGCGGCGACGACGACACCAAGAUGGUGCACGAGGAUGGGGAUGCUGCUGCCGCUGCGGCAGAGGGCAACGACCCCGCCGGCGAGGAGGCCGCGCUGCAGGAGAGGCGCAGCAAGGAGAUUGAGCGCCUGCACAAGAUUGGCAUACCCGUUCCCGGCGUGCGCAUCAAGGUCGACAAGAUGGUCGCCACCGUCUGGCUCGAGGACCUGGAAAUCGAGUGUAACAACAAGGUGUUUGCAGAUCGUGUCAGGGCCGUCAUGGAGCGGGCUGUCGAAGUCACGGCUCCGCUCUGGGCCUGA
Messenger RNA from Hirsutella rhossiliensis, 2631 nucleotides. RefSeq names its product pre-mRNA 3'-end-processing endonuclease polyadenylation factor c-term domain-containing protein. The transcript is spliced from 4 exons. Gene Ontology annotation, cellular component: mRNA cleavage and polyadenylation specificity factor complex. The record is from RefSeq and is a predicted model, not a curated record. NCBI's taxonomy places the organism in Eukaryota, Fungi, Ascomycota, Sordariomycetes, Hypocreales, Ophiocordycipitaceae. Gene Ontology annotation, molecular function: 5'-3' exonuclease activity; RNA endonuclease activity; RNA binding. Bases 1 to 2631 code for a protein of 876 amino acids. Gene Ontology annotation, biological process: mRNA 3'-end processing by stem-loop binding and cleavage.